AUGUCUAAUGUNCAUACUUCACCAAGCUUCCUCUGCCUACAGGAGUUACAGGCCCCGAUUGUAUUGCCUUUGACCCCCUGGGUGGAGGACCUUACGCCGGUGUCGGAGAUGGCAGAAUUCUCAAGUGGCAAGGUCCAGGUGUUGGAUUUCAGGAUUUCGCCUACACUUCACCAAAUAGUGAUUUCUUCUGACCCAUAUCCAUACUUCACCAAGCUUCCUCUGCCUACAGGAGUUACAGGCCCCGAUUGUAUUGCCUUUGACCCCCUGGGUGGAGGACCUUACGCCGGUGUCGGAGAUGGCAGAAUUCUCAAGUGGCAAGGUCCAGGUGUUGGAUUUCAGGAUUUCGCCUACACUUCACCAAAUAGGUAA
Molecule: messenger RNA, 369 nt
Organism: Ilex paraguariensis (yerba mate)
Lineage: Eukaryota; Viridiplantae; Streptophyta; Magnoliopsida; Aquifoliales; Aquifoliaceae
Source: the annotation of a GenBank genome assembly